Molecule: messenger RNA, 1284 nt
Organism: Morchella importuna
Lineage: Eukaryota; Fungi; Ascomycota; Pezizomycetes; Pezizales; Morchellaceae
Exons: 4
Coding region: 1-1284 (427 amino acids)
Biological process (GO): regulation of DNA-templated transcription
Source: RefSeq, a predicted model, not a curated record
AUGUCCCUUGCCUUCUCUACUGCCCCGGUCAACCAUCACAACGGCUCUCACGCUCACUCCCAGCACUACGGAUAUAAUCACUCUAUGGAUAGAGGGCCAUCCGAUUAUCAACAAUCAGGUUUGCCAUCCUCAGCGUCCUACCCUUCAUACAGUAAUCAACAGCAAGCGGAGCCUCAAUCGGCAGACCAGCCUGCAUCAAACUACCAGACCCCUUCUCAGGAAGUAAGGUCGACUUCAUCCACAUACUCGUCAUCUGCCACUCCCUCUUCAGAGUACGGAGGCACUGUCAGUUCUUCUUCAAGGACACCUACUUUCCCACCCGACUACAAUUUAGGUGGUCAUCGGUAUUCCGAGGCGCCUCGUUACCACCCGUCAAGUUCUACUGCCGGAGACCCGAGCGUCCCUGCCCCGAGCCCGCAUUACGCACCCCCGACAAACCAACAAUACGCGCAUUACCCGCCCCAAAACUCUCAUCCAAUGUCGGAAACAUACUCUAACGGCGGUCAUGGCAAUUGGCGUCCUGAAUGGGGCCCACCCACAGGACAACACUAUAUGAAUGGCGCCCAAUACAAUCCCCAUGGUUCACCUACUGCAACUGGCCGCAAGCGCAUCUCAGACCAGACUGCGCAACAUCCUCUUUCCCAGGUAUACUCCUUUGUGCCCAUCCCUGGUGCACAGCAGCAUAAGCGGCCUCGUAGGCGGUAUGAAGAAAUUGAGCGCAUGUACAAGUGUGGGUACAAUGGGUGUGAAAAGGCAUAUGGAACAUUGAAUCAUCUCAAUGCGCAUGUGACAAUGCAGAGCCAUGGUGUUAAACGCACCCCAGAAGAAUUCAAGGAAAUCCGCAAGGAAUGGAAGGCGCGUAAGAAGGAAGAAGAGGCUCAACGGAAGGCCCAGGAAGAGGCAGAGCGUCAGCGAAGCACUGAGGGUGGAUCAGCGACCGAGGUUGCUCAGGUAACUCCUGGUGCUGCCGCCCCAGCUUCAAGUGCGCAAUAUACCGCCGGUGGUAUGGCUCCUCGUCAACUUCCACCCAUUGCCUACCAACAGCCUCCUGUACCGAGCGUUCACUACCCCGCAGCGCCAACAGCGACUAUGGAUCCAAUGCAGCAAUACCAGCAGCCCACGAUCUAUAACACAUAUCAACAGGCGUCAUAUCCACAAGGUCCACAACAAAUCUUCCCAGGCCAGGCCCGCCAAGCACCCAUUCCACCUACAAAUGAGGAGCCGGAUGCGGAUGCUGAUGCGGACCCGGAUGUUGCUUCAGCUCAAUCGUCCUACAACCAAUAA